Molecule: messenger RNA, 1517 nt
Organism: Pantherophis guttatus
Lineage: Eukaryota; Metazoa; Chordata; Lepidosauria; Squamata; Colubridae
Source: RefSeq, a predicted model, not a curated record
AAUCAGCCACCCCAGCCCAGGAGGAGGGAUUAGAUAUGCACCAGCCUAUCAGAUGGCAAGAUAGAGGAGCUGAGCAGGUACCCACCCCAUCCUUUCCCCCUUUUAAAUCUCUUCUUCCAGCUCAGGGAUGUUUAUUCCAGAGCCAGCAAACUCUCCUUGGAGGACUGGGGAAAAAAAUCCCCGAGCAUGGCUAAGCAAAGGUGUGUCCGGUUUUCAACGGAGAAGGUUAUCAGCACUGUCCAUAUUCUGGGCACCGAGCUCUUCCUGGACAUCCAUGGGGCAGCCCCGAGGGCUGCGACCUGCUUCAAGAUCUGGGCCACCCACGGCCUGAACAUCUACAAAAUCGAAGAUCACAUGACAAAAUCAACAAAACCGUCAAAAUCGAAGGUUUCCUGCCAUGACUCAACAUGGCCGCUGGACCGAACCGUCAAGUUCAGCGCCACCAUGGAUGCACCAAGCGACCAAGUCGAUGACGAAAAGAUCAGAGUUUCGUACUAUGAAUGUAACGACAAGGUCCCCAUCGCCAAAGCGAUUCUGCAUAUUACCUGCAUAGAAAUGUCCUUGGAUGCUGAUAUAAACCGUUUGGGAAUGGUGACCAGAGGAGGGAAGCAAAAGGAUCAGUGGACAUGGGAGCCAGAUGGAAAAGGUGCCAUUCUCUUGGUGAACUGCGACCGAGACAAUCCGACAGCCAACGAGGAAGACAACAAGGACACCAAGCUGACGUCCAAGCAAGACCUCCAGGACAUGUCCCGUAUGAUCCUGACAACUCAGGGACCUAAUGAAGUUUUUGCAAACUACCAGCUGACUCUCCAUAUCUCGAAAGCUGAUUGUGACAGAGUGGGAGUCUUCUACGCUCAAGACAAGAAGGAACAGAGAUAUUACAAACAUGUUCUAGGAUCCGAAAAAAUCUCCUACCAUGUGAAACGGAACCUUGGUCAAGUGGAGAGUGUUUUCUACGUGGAAGGGCUGAAAUUUCCUGACAUUGACUUCUCAGGGCUUGUCACUUUCCACGCUUCACUCCUGGAGCCCGCCAAGAAGGAGGUCCCAGAAACUUCCAUUUUCACGGAUACAUUGGUCUUCCGGGUUGCUCCAUGGAUUAUGACCCCAAACACUUUGCAGCCAGUUUCUGUUUACGUCUGCAGUGUUGGUGACAAUAAGGAUUUUGUGGAACAUAUAAGGAAGCUUGCCAUAAAAGCUGGAUGCAAAUAUAUUAUCUGCCCAGAAGAGAAAAAUCGAGGCGACAGAUGGAUCCAGGAUGAGAUGGAGUUUGGGUACAUCCAGGCUCCCCACAAAACAUUUCCGGUUGUCUUUGACUCCCCAAGGAACAGAGGGCUCAAAGAUUUCCCCUUUAAGGAGGUUUUGGGUCCAGAUUUUGGGUAUGUAAAACGGGAACUAAACUCCGAGGAGUCUGAUUCUAGCCUGGACUCAUUUGGGAAUCUUGAAGUCAGCCCUCCGGUGAACGUCAAACAUAAGGAAUAUCCCCUUGGGCGUAUCCUAAUAGGGGCAUCUUUUCCUAG